GAUUCUUUUUCAGUGUGACUGCGCCACUGAAAAAGCUAAAUGUUUUUGUCGUGCGCAUUUCUUGGAGUUUGUCAUUACCGGGCUUCCUGUGAUGCCUAUUUAUGAGGGAGAAUAGGUACUACCAAAUAGUAAAACAAAACAUGGCGGAGAAAAGUGACAUGACCUUUGGUUACUUUAAGUCUAAUAGCCUUCCAAUUGAAAAACAUAGAGAGGAAAUUGUCAGAGCUGUUCAAAACAAUGAUUUCCUGGUAAUUGUUGGGGAAACUGGUAGUGGGAAGACCACACAGCUUUCGCAGUAUCUGCACUCUGCUGGGUUUACGAGAAAUGGUCAGAUUAUUGGAAUAACGCAGCCUAGGAGAAUAGCUGCCAUAUCUGUAGCUAAAAGAGUUGCAGAUGAAGUUAAUACGACAAUUGGACGUGAAGUAGGCUAUCAGGUGAGGUUUGAUGACUGUACCAGUGAUAAGACCUACAUCAAGUACAUGACAGAUGGGUGUUUGUUAAAAGAGUUUCUUGAAGACUCGACACUAUCCAGGUAUGCUGCUAUUAUACUGGAUGAAGCUCACGAAAGAAGUCUUGACACAGAUAUCCUCUUUGGCCUUGUUAAGAAGUUCUUUGUUGGGAAGAAAGGCAGAAAGAAUCCCAAAGUCAUUGCAAUGUCUGCCACGUUAAACCAUCAAAAGUUUGCCGAGUUCCUUGGUGCCUGUCCAGUCAUUGAGAUACCUGGUAGCAUAUUCUCUGUGAAAGAAAUUUACUGUGACUGUGUGACUGUAAGAGAUUUGAAAAAUCCAAGUUACUUAAAUAAGGUUGUAGAAACGGUGAUGACAAUCCACUCAGAAUACCCCCCUGGGGAUAUUUUAGUUUUCUUGACUGGACAAGAGGAAAUAGAGACAUGCUGUGACAGACUCUUCUAUAAAGCAGAGAAGAUUGACUACAACCACGAUGUGAAGAGUACUGAGGUGGAUGCUAUAAUUAUAUUACCUCUGUACGGUUCCAUGACAACAGAAUUACAGAGAAAGGUGUUUGACCCUCCUGAUCCUUCAGUUCGUAAGGUUGUGGUGGCAACGAAUAUUGCAGCCACAUCACUAACCAUUCAAGGCAUUAGAUAUGUUGUUGACAGUGGUUUUGUGAAGCAACUGUCAUGUAAUAGUAGGACAGGUCUCGACUCUCUUAAUGUUGUUUUAAUAUCAAGAUCUGAAGCAAUUCAAAGGAAAGGCAGGGCCGGUAGAACAGCAACAGGAACGUGUUUUCGAAUGUACACAAGAGAAGUAUAUUGUAAUUCGAUGGAUCAGGAGACAGUACCUGAAAUCCAGAGAACAAGUCUGUCUAGAGUUGUAUUGCAUCUGAAGUGUAUGGGUAUCAACGAUGUUGUCAGGUUCCAGUACAUCGAUCCACCAGAGGAACGAAUGGUUCUUGAAGCUUUAAAGCAACUUUAUUAUUUUGGUGCUAUCGAUAAGAAAGGACACGUCACUUUAUUAGGGCAUCGAAUGGUUGAGCUGCCGCUUUCACCGGGCCUUUCAAGAGCAGUCAUUAGCUCUUACGAUUUUGUCUGUGAAGAACUUGUAUUACCUGUUGCAGCCAUGCUUUCUGUAGAGCAAGUAUUUGCCAGUGGAAGUAGUAAAUCAAACUUGGCUAAAGUAUCAAGAAUCCAAAAAGAACUUGCAGAAGCCGCUGGGGGCACAAAUGACUUUGCUACAUUAUUAUACAUCUAUAAAGAGUGCAAUGAAAGUUCUUCGCCCACCAAGUGGUGUCGUGAUCAUUUUGUUCAUUGGAGAGCUUUAAAAUUGGCGGUUACUAUUCACCAUCAGCUUGAAAAUAUCCUUGUAAGACAG
This is a messenger RNA of Actinia tenebrosa (Australian red waratah sea anemone), 1829 nucleotides long. RefSeq names its product putative ATP-dependent RNA helicase DHX40. Gene Ontology annotation, cellular component: intracellular anatomical structure. The record is from RefSeq and is a predicted model, not a curated record. Gene Ontology annotation, molecular function: RNA binding; 3'-5' RNA helicase activity; ATP binding. Lineage: Eukaryota; Metazoa; Cnidaria; Anthozoa; Actiniaria; Actiniidae.